Messenger RNA from Dermacentor andersoni, 2348 nucleotides. RefSeq lists its product as uncharacterized. Gene Ontology annotation, biological process: developmental process; regulation of transcription by RNA polymerase II. The record is from RefSeq and is a predicted model, not a curated record. Gene Ontology annotation, molecular function: protein dimerization activity; DNA-binding transcription factor activity, RNA polymerase II-specific; RNA polymerase II transcription regulatory region sequence-specific DNA binding. Lineage: Eukaryota; Metazoa; Arthropoda; Arachnida; Ixodida; Ixodidae.
CGACGGUCCGCUUUAGUCGUGUGCCACUGCCUCGCCGUCGGUCCUAGCCGGCCACCACGAGAUCCGUGUUUUAUUGUUUUCGUAGAAAGCUGCCCUGUUUCCGCGACAUGCCUCACACGCCGAGCGUGUUUCCUUCUGCGGUGCUGGAGGACAGUUGUCUGCCGUCGCCCGCGACUGAUAGCCACUACGCCGUCCUGCAGGCUUCGUAUCAGCAAAGCGUGUCUCAUCACCAGCACGGUCACGUCCCCCACGUCAUCGUCCAGCACCCGGUGCCCCAGCUGGCGUCCAACGGCGACGCGUGCCACCCUCGCCUUCACCAACAGCAGCAGCACCGGCUGCCGUCCCCGAACGGUGUCGAACAGCGAUCGUGCAUCGGAGAGCAUCUGCAGGGCAUCGCCGCCAAGCGCCAGCGCAAGCCGUCGCAGCAGCAGCAUCAGCAACAGCAGCAACACCACCAGCAGCAGCACAGUUUAAAGAGGAACGACUCGGACGGCGAGUCCUCCUCGUCGUCGUCGGACGGUUCGCGGUCGCGCAAGCGUCCCUGCCACAGCUUCGAGGAGCUGCAGACGCAGCGCAUGCUGGCCAACGUGCGCGAGCGGCAGCGCACGCAGUCGCUCAACGAGGCGUUCGCGUCGCUGCGCAAGAUCAUCCCGACCAUGCCGUCGGACAAGCUGAGCAAGAUCCAGACCCUCAAGCUGGCCUCCAUGUACAUCUCCUUCCUGUUCGAGGUGCUCAACAGCGACGAGACCGAGAGCAAACUGAGCAGCCAGUGCAGCUUCAUCGCCAACGAACACCUCAGCUACGCCUUCUCCGUCUGGAGGAUGGAAGGAGAGUGGUCCACGCUCUGACCGCCGUGCACCGCUGCUGCUGCUGCGGCGACGUAACUUAUUUGCGAGGAGCUUCCUCCCACGGCCGGACCACUUUCUUCCCGCCGUGGCCCGAAGAGAAAGCGGAGACUGGUUGGUGCGUCUUUGAGUCGGGCGAAUCUGGGAGAGACAAAACGACGGAGCGAGCGGCUCGGUGUCAUCGGAGAGCACACCGCAGACUUCUCCGUCUGCCGCAGACCGUCAAACACGUCAAAGUGUUUUGCUCGUUGUACACACGGGCAGAAAAGCUCGAGGAACACGUGUGCGGCGAAACAACGAGGUCAACGGAGAAAGAACUGAAUUUCUCUCGACGCAGUUGCACAUGGCCAGAAACUGUGCGACGCACUACAGCGUUCACACGUACACGGAGCUUCGGUUUACACUUCCAAGGUCGGAGGUUGCAAGCUCGACUGACGGGCAAAUUUUAGCCCUUUCUCUGUGCCUUUGCUCCACAAACAUUUGUACCCAUCUCCGACUGUGCCUUCCAUCCCAAACCUGACCGGAUUGGCAAUUUUUAAAAUUACUUUUUGGGGGUCAUGAGAACUAUUUGUUAUUGACCAAGUGCAUUUUCACGAAAAGAAGUCCGCCAGUAUGAUCGACCGGAGCUUGUUCAACCCACAGCCCUAAAGCGUAUAUGAACUGUCGUAGCUCUCGUAAUGCUCUGUGAACGCGGACUCCAGACUGUAUGCUUUCUAGCGGUUUACACUUAGUCGCGGCAGCUCGAAGAGUGUAUCUCGCUGUCGGCACGAUUGUCUUUAAUUUCUCGGGCUAUAUCGGCGUAACAACUCCGCAUCUUUGCACGCGAGAACACAGUAGAUCCAGUCGUCCUGUUGCAAGGUUGAUUCCCACAACCGAUCGAACCGCCGGAGGAUCAUGCAUGCACGAGCACCGGACUUGCUCCUGGCGGUACGAUUCUGCGAUGUCCUUUCUGUCUGCGGACUAAACGGCGAUUCGGUCCGUCGUGCGAGUGCAGUGUUUUCAAGGCAGCUGGAUAAAUACGUGCAAAUCUGCUUCACGAAAGAAAUGCGUGCUUUUAUUCUUCUGCAUUUCGUGUGAACAUCUGUAAGGGAACAGAAAUCGGGAGUGUCGACUUUCAUUGAGGGACUGAUUGAGUUCAAUGCCUAAAAAACAACUCUGUGGCUAUGAGAAGCGCCGUAUCGGGCGGCUCUGGGUUAGUUUUGACUACCUCGAGGCGAUCCUCACAGCGCGCACCUAAAUAUAAGCCCUUUAGCCAUUUGGCACUUCUCUCCAACCUAAAUGGGGCCGCCGUGAUCGGGAUUCGGACCCGCGACCUCGUACUCAGUUGCAGCUGUAUGCCACAGACAGUGAGCGACCGCGGCGGCUGAGUGUGGACUUCCGUACACCAAAGAAAUAAUAUCGUACCACGCGAAAUUAACAAAGGAAAACAAACAUGUGAAUAUAAAUUACAAGAAGGAUCGAAAAUAACAUUAUGAACCACAAAAUGAGAAAAAAAAAAAAGAA